AUGUUUGGUAAUUUUAAUUCUUCGUUCCCGAUAUCACCGCUGGCAGUCUUGCCAAGUUAUGGAUCCUUGUCCAGUGAUCACAUGGAUGAAAGUAUCAAGAUCAUUGUUCGAGAACCUUUACCACAAGAUAUUAAAGGAGCGUUGUUGAUGUCUGAGAGUGUUGAUAGUCGUGAUCAAGAAAGCAAGACAAAUUCCGCCACCAUCAGAGCUGAAGUGACAUGUCUCGGAGAAGCUGAAAUUGAUUCCUUGUUGAAGAGAAUUCCAGAGAUCAAACAUGAUCCAACUUCUUCGGAUGUCAAGGAUUUUUUCAUGAGAGAAAAAUCACUCCACGCACCAAUCACUGCAGAAAUCAUUGCUCAAGAAUUUCCACCUCCUGUGAGUUUGGAAAAACCAGCUGAACUCAUUCAAGAAGAGAAGGAAUUGAUGGGAUCCGAAUUAAUGGUGAUUCGAUAUUUACCUGAAGGUGAAAUUUCUGAUGCUUCAGUUCCAUAUUGGAGUAUUACGUUUUCACAACCAAUGGUUUCAAUAUCAAGUGUUGAACAUGUCGAGUCGAAUGAAAACAUUCCUGUGAAUAUUGAACCAUUACCAAAGAAUGGAGGAAAAUUCAAAUGGUUGGGAACGAAAACACUCAUCUAUGAACCACUCUAUCGUUUUGACAUGUCUACGAAAUAUAAUGUGACUAUUAAGGCAGGAACUCAAUCAAAAAUUGGUGGAAUAUUGAAACAUGAUGUGAAAUUUUCUUUUGAGACACCAAAACUUUAUUUGAGAGAUUAUUUACCAAAGCAUCAAGAUUCAUUUCCUCUCAAUGAAUUUCCAAUUUUCUAUUUGGAAUUUGAUCAAGAAAUUAACCCUGAGAAUGUUUUACCAUUUGUGAAUGUCGAUACCUCUCUCCCCAUGUUGAAACUUGUCUCGAAUGAUGGAAGAUCUGAAACACCUUCAGUGAAGGAAUAUAUCAUGGGACUCAUGAAAGAAUUGAAUCUCGAAAAGAAAGCUUCAAAUAUUUAUUAUUCUUACAAAUCAAAAUUAGAAAAUUCUCCAAAAGGAAGACAUUUAUGGUUCACUUUUUCAACAAGUUUGAAUCAUAGGAUUGAAAGUUUGAAUGUGACUGUUAAAGCAGGUGUGAAAGGACUCGAAGGACCAUUACCCACUGAAAAACCAUCCUCUUUCAUUGUAAAGAAUUAUCCUGCAUUUACAAUUACCCAAUCUUAUGAAGCAUCACUACUUCCCAUGCAACCAUUAACGAUCAGUUUUUCAAAUAAUAUUGAUCUUGAAAAAUUCGAUGAAAAUACAGUGAGAGUUGAACCUGAAAUUGAAAGAAUGGAAUUGAAUCCAAAUGGUAAUUAUCUCACCAUUAGUGGAAAAAUUAAGGGGAAAACAAACUAUAAGGUCACCUUUAAUGAGAAUACUUUCCAAGAUGUUUGGGGACAACAUCUUUCAGGUGACAAGUCCAAAACAUUCCACAUUGGAAAUGCCGCCCAAUCACUUCAAGCUUUGCAAAGUGGUGUCAUGGUUUUAGAUCCAACUGUGAAUACGAAACCAAGUUUCUCUGUGGUUACAAUGAAUUUACAAGCCAUUCAUUGUCGUGUUUUUCAGGUGGAACCCAAUGAAUACAAUUCAAAUGUAUUCAAUUAUAAUGCAUACAGUAACACGAAUUAUACAUUUCCUGGAAAACAAGUUCUGGAUGCAACCAUCAAUACAAAUGGUCAAGAAGAUGAACCAUGUGAUACAGAUAUUGAUUUAUCACUUUUACUUCAAUAUCCAAAAGAAAAUAUUGGACAGUUAUUUAUUGUUGUGGAACCAGAGAAAUCGAGUUGGAAAGGAGAAUGGAAUUAUAGACCUAUUCAUCAAGCAUGGAUACAAGUGACAAAACUUGCUGUUGAUGCCAUUUAUGAUAGUUCUGAUUGUACAUUGUAUUAUUGGGUCAAUUCAUUGAUGGAUGGAUCGAUCAUGAAAGAAAAUAUCAGUGUGAAAAGUGGUUCAAUUUCAAGCACACCUGAUAGAGAGAGUGGUAUUGGAGUCAUGAAGAGGAAUAGUAAUUUGAAUAGUAAUUGUUCAGUGAUUGCAUACCAUGGAAAUGACAAGUGUUUCAUUCCAGAUGUUUAUUUAAGUCGUCAUUAUCCACACACUGGAAUUAGUUAUCAAAUAUUCAAUGACAGAGGUUUAUAUAAACCUGGAGAAACAGUUUCAAUUAAGGGAAUUGUUAGAACCAUUUUGAGAGAUCCAGUCAAGAAGAAUUACAGUGUUGGAAUACCAAAAGAUAGCAACACGACCUCUGAAUUCACAAUAUUCGAUUCUCGUUCCAGCAAGUAUCAUUCUGGAAGCAUCACUCUCACAUCCAAUGGAACGUUUGAUUUUACAUUCAAAAUUCCUGAUAAUGCAAAUUUAGGAAAUCAUACCAUCAAUUUCAGUCCAUUAUCCAUGUCUCAUUCAUUCCAAGUUCAAGAAUUUCGAACUCCUGAAUUCAAUUCAAGUUGCAGUGUUCAACCUGGAAAUUAUGUGGUGAAUGGUCCUGCUGCUUUGUGUACCACUCGUGCUCAAUACUACAGUGGUGGUGGAAUCUCUGGAGGCACAUGUUCGUAUAUCAUUAGACAAAAUAAGACCAGUUAUAUUCCACCCAAUAGAAGUGGUUAUUCAUUUGGAAAGAGUACGGCUUCACCAUUUGGAAGCUGGUUUGGAUCCUAUCUUACCCCUUCUUUUUCAUUGGGUGUCAACAAUUUAUCAGCCAGUACCACUUUCCAAGGCAUGACAGACAUGAAUGGAGAACAUCAAAUUGCAUUGCUAUUUGAAGAAAGUAAUCGAAUUGAGAAAGUACCUAUUUCCAUUUCUAUUGAAUCCACAGUUCAAGAUAUUAACAGACAAACCAUUUCUUCAAGCACAUCGUUUGUGGUACAUCCAUGCAAAUAUUAUUGUGGAUUGAAAUUUGGAAAACAAUUCACAAAGCCAAACACACCUGUCAUGGUAUCAUUGUUGACCACAAAUAUCAAUGGUGAAUUAAUUCCAAAUAUUGAUAUGGAUCUCACUGUAACCACACAUGUGGAUGUGAAAAAAGGAUUUAAAUAUGUUCAAGAAAAAGUUGAAAUUCUCAAGAAAACAUUCAAAUCCAAUUCAGAUUCAGCCAUAGAAUUUCCAAUUCAGUUUGAAAAUGGUGGAGCCUAUGAUUUUCAUGUUUCAAUUCGUGAUCCUGAAAGUGGAUUACAAAACUCUUGCUCAAGUUCACUUUAUGUGACAGGUGGAAAGAAUGCAAAAGAAGAACGUGUUGGAAAAGUAUUACAACAAAAACCUCUCUUACUCAUUCCAGAUAAGAAUGAAUAUAGUGUUGGAGAUAAGGCAACCAUUCUCAUACAAUCACAAUUAGAUGGUCAUUUAUAUGGUGUAUUGAGCAUGUGUAUGGAUGGAAUUUUCGAAAAACCAAUUCCAAUUGAAAUUGAUCCUUCGAAUGGUUGUACUGAAUUUUCAUUCAUCAUUACAAAAGAUCACAUUCCAAAUGUUAAAAUUAUGGUUGAAAUGAGUGGAUCUGAAUCGAGAGUAGAUCACGUUGGAAAUGUCUUGAACAAUGAACCAAAACAACCUGCAUUUGCCUCUGGAAAUUGUACUAUUAAUGUCUCAAAAUUGAGUCAUGAAUUACAAGUGGAUGUGAAACCUGAAAAACAAUUUCUCACUCCAGGAUCAUCCACAUUUAUUCAAGUCACUGUGAAAGAUGCUCUCACUCAACAAUUCGUACGCAACAGUGAAGUGUGUAUUGUUGCUGUGGAUGAAGCUGUGCUUUCAUUAACUGGUUAUCGAAUUUCAAAUCCACUUGAUACAUUUGUUGUUUCAAGAAAUAGUAAUUGCACUUCAAGAUGGUCUCUGAGAAGCAAUGUAUUUGUCAAGAGAUUUGAUGACAUUAGAUUUAACGAACCGCCUAGAAUGAUUGAAAAAGAAUGUGCGAAACGGUGUUGCUGUAAGAAGAGUUGUGCUGUCCCAUGCUGUAGUUGUUGUGGUGCAUGCAAACAGAGGUUAGCAGAUUGUACAGAGGGAGAAAUGGAUGCCCCUCAAGAAGAUUCCUCGAUUUCAGUCCGAAGUAAUUUCAAUCCACUUGCAAUAUUUAGUCCAAAAGCAAUGACCGAUGAAAAUGGUAUUGCAACGGUGAAUUUAACACUUCCAGAUAAUUUAACCAAGUAUCGAAUUACUGCAGUUGCUUUGAAAGAUGAAAGUCAUUUUGGAAUUUCUGAAAGUUCAAUGACUGCACAAUUACCAUUGAAUAUUAGACCUUCACUUCCAAGAUUUUUGAAUUUUGGAGAUUGUGCUGAAUUUACAUGUGUGUUACAAAAUCAAACUCUUAUGGAUUUAAAUGUGAAUGUUGCCAUUCGAUUCACAAAUUUGACAUUAUUGGACGAAUCAAAGAGAGGAUUAAAUGUUAAAAUUCCAGCCAUGAGUAGACAUGAAUUGAGAUUUCCAAUGAUGACAGAAAAAGUUGGAAUUGCUCGUUUUCAAGUUGGAGUUUCCAUAGCAAAUAGAGGAAUUAAUUUUGGUGAUGCUGUUGAAAAAGAAAUUCGAGUUUUUACACCUGCAACCACAGAAGGAUUUGCCACUUAUGGUGAAGUUGAUAACAAUGGAAAUGUAUUUCAACCCAUUCGUGCACCUGAGAAUGUUUAUCCUCAAUUUGGUGGUAUCAAUAUCACCACAAGUUCUACUGCUUUAUCUUCAUUGACUGAUGCAUUCAUUUAUUUAUAUUCUUAUCCGUUUGAAUGUUGUGAACAAUUGGCAAGCAAAAUAUUAACAAUUGUGGCAUUGAAAGAUGUUUUACAAGCAUUCAACGUUCCUGAUCUUCCAAGUGAAACACAAAUCAAUGAUUUGGUUCAAAAGAGUAUUCAAUUAUUGGAGAGUCGACAACAUCCCUCUGGUGCUUAUUCCUAUUGGAGUUAUUAUAAUCAUUCAUUAGCUUCACCAUAUGUGACAUGUCAUGUCGCACAUUCAUUGGCAAGAGCAAAGAAAGCAGGAUAUUCAGUGAAUUCUAAUACUAUUUCAAAAUUAUUGAAUGUUCUCAAAACUAUUGAAAAUUACUGUCAAAAUUAUUCUGAAGAGAGUAUUCGUUCUAUUAAGGCAUAUGCUUACUAUUGUGCUGCAUUAUUAGAUGAUCGAGAAGUGAAAGAUUUAGCUGAAAAAUUAUACAAACAAGUGAGAAAUGGAAAUUUAGAAUAUUUGGCAUGGAUUGCUACCACAUUGUAUUUGUGUUAUGCAAAAACAGCAAAUUCAACAGUGAAAGAAAUUAUUGAAACUCUAUGCAAGAGAGUGAAUGAAACAGCACAAACAGCAAACUUUAUAACAAGUUAUGGAGAUGUUCAAACUUCAAAAUUGAUCAUGCUUCAUUCAGAUCGAAGAACAGAUGGAAUUUGUUUAGAAGCUCUUAUUACCAUUACUCCUGAAAAUACAAUCAUUCCAAAAAUUGUGAAAGGAUUAUUGGCACACAAAAAGAAGGGAAGAUGGGGAAAUACUCAAGAGAAUUCAUUCAUUUUACUUGCGUUAAAUACGUAUUUUAGAACAUUUGAAGGUGUAACACCAAAUUUUGUAACAAAAUUAUGGCUUGGUGACGAUUAUUGUGGUGAACAAGAAUUUAUUGGACGUUCCAAAGAUGAAAAAUUGAUCAAAAUUCCAAUGUCUUAUUUAAUUGAGAAGGAUACUCAUACAAAUACUCAUACCAAUUUGUUAUCAUCAUCCUCAUCAUCUUCAUCAACAAGCAAUAACUCUCAAAACAAGACACUGAUCAUUUCUAAACAAGGUGAAGGAAGAUUAUAUUAUAGAAUUGGAAUGGAUUAUUCACAAAAAAAUCUUUUAAUGGAUGCACUUGAAUAUGGAUUUCAAGUUGAAAGAAGUUAUGAACAUGUCACCAAUGCAGAACAUGUUAAAUAUGAUCCUGAAAGAAAUUGUUGGAGAUUUAAGGCAGGUGAAUUGGUUCGAGUGAAACUUCGUCUCACCAAUACAAGUCGAAGAUAUCAUGUAGCAUUGGUCGACAUGUUACCUGCUGGAUUGGAACCCAUUAAUCCUGAAUUGAAAGGAACGCCUUCGACUGCUGAAAUUGGUUCUGACAAUGAUCAUUCCAACAGGAACCAUCGAAGAAGAUUUUAUUGUUGGUGGCGUCAACCGUGGUAUGAACAUCACAAUAUUCGUGAUGAAAGAGUGGAAGCAUUUUCAUCAUUGUUAUGGGAAGGAAUUCAUGAAUUUAAUUAUGUGGCAAGAGCAACAAGUAUUGGAAGUUUUGUGAUUCCACCUGCAAAAGCAGAAGAAAUGUACACUCCUGAAAUAUUUGGAAGAUCGUCCACUGCAUUCGCUGAGGUUUAUGAGUAA
Messenger RNA from Naegleria lovaniensis, 6324 nucleotides. RefSeq lists its product as uncharacterized. The transcript is spliced from 2 exons. The coding region runs from base 1 to 6324 and encodes 2107 amino acids. NCBI's taxonomy places the organism in Eukaryota, Heterolobosea, Eutetramitea, Acrasida, Naegleriidae. Gene Ontology annotation, molecular function: endopeptidase inhibitor activity. The record is from RefSeq and is a predicted model, not a curated record.